Zasmidium cellare ATCC 36951 is the source of this 1458-nucleotide messenger RNA. RefSeq lists its product as uncharacterized. Lineage: Eukaryota; Fungi; Ascomycota; Dothideomycetes; Mycosphaerellales; Mycosphaerellaceae. Gene Ontology annotation, molecular function: aldehyde dehydrogenase (NAD+) activity. The transcript is spliced from 4 exons. The record is from RefSeq and is a predicted model, not a curated record. The coding region runs from base 1 to 1458 and encodes 485 amino acids.
AUGACAGAUAUUCAGACCAAUCUGUUCAUCAACGGCCAGUACGUGCCAUCAUCCAGCGGCGAAACCCUCUCCAUCUACAGCCCCAACGACGACUCGCUCGUCAGCGACAAGGUCCAAGUGGCCGGCGAGAAGGACGUCGACAAUGCCGUAGCCGCAGCAAAGAAAGCGUUCCCAGCAUGGCGAGAUACAGCAGGCCACAAGCGGGCGGCCAUCAUGCUCAAGUUCGCAGACCUGCUCGAAGCCAACAUCGAUAAGCUGGCCAAGCUGGAGUCCGCCGCUAUGGGCCAACCUGUCAGCGUCGCCAAGAAGAUGAUCUUGGGUCCUGUCGCUUUGUGGAGGUACUAUGCUGGCUAUUCGGGCAAAGUCGCUGGCGAGUCUUUCCCACCUGAUGAGGAUGGGACGUACAAGAUCGUUCAGUAUGAGCCGAUUGGCGUGUGUGCUGGCAUCUGUGCCUGGAAUGGAACACAUGUGCUGGCCGCAUGGAAGAUGGCCCCCGCGAUGGCUACCGGCAACACUUUCGUUCUGAAGUCGUCUGAGAAGUCUCCUCUGGCAGCGUGCGCCUACGGGGAUCUUCUCAACCAGGCGGGAUUUCCUCCCGGCGUCAUCAACGUACUCACAGGAGCUGGCCCGGUUGGUUCCAUGCUUGCCCACCACAUGGACAUUGGCAAGAUUGCUUUUACGGGAUCCGCAGCAGCAGGGCGAGCAGUCAUGGCUGCGGCCGCCAAAUCAAACCUCAAGCAUGUCUCUCUCGAGCUCGGCGGCAAAUCUCCAGCUUUGAUCUUUGACGACGCCGACCUCGACAAUGCCGUGGAACACUCCUCUACAUCUUUCCUCCGCAACUCUGGCCAGAUCUGCUUCGCCGCCUCUCGCGUUCUUGUCCAGGAAAGCAUCGCUCCCAAAUUCAUCGAAAAGAUCAAAGACGCCUUCUCCAACGCUGAGAAGCAAAUGGGCGAUCCAUCUCUAGAAGAUACCGCCUUCGGUCCUCUCGCUGACAAGAAGCAAUUCGAACGAGUCAUGUCCUUCCUUACCGGCGCUCGAGAAGAAGGCGUGCAAGUUCUCGUCGGUGGCGAGCGCCUGGGUGACAAAGGCACAUUCGUCAAGCCCACUGUCUUCCUCAACCCAGACAUCAACUCGAAGGUCUACAAAGACGAGAUCUUUGGCCCCGCCAUCUCGGUCAGGACGUUCAAGGAUGAAGACGAGGCGAUCGAACUGGCCAAUGCGACCACGUAUGGGUUGGGCAGUACAGUCUACACGAACGACAUUGCGAGAGCGCUGAGAGUAGCUGGGAAAAUUGAGGCGGGCACUGUGGGGAUCAAUAGUGCGUUUAACACUAGUCCGCAAACGCCUUUUGGAGGGUUCAAGCAGAGUGGGUAUGGUCGAGAGAGUGGACCUGAGGGUCUCAAGGAGUACGUCCAGCCGAAGACGAUUCACAUCAACAUGAAUGUAGGCAAGAAGUAG